UAUAGCAUCCAGCUGUAUGGUGAUGUUUGCCAACUGCCACCACGCAAAAGCAGAGUUCACCCAGGCCUAUUUUUCGUGAUAACAUGAACACUCUUCCCUUCUGCCUACUCAUUUGACGCCUUGGGUGCUAACUCAUUCCGUAGGUCUAACGUUCUGAAAUUAGGUGUAAGGAUUUCAUCCCAAUACCACUAUUUGUCGCAUGUCUCAACGUGUCUCUAAUGUUCUCCGUGAUCGCUCAUCCAUUUUGGGCCUGAACUCGUCGUCGGGGCUCAGCAAUUCACUUCCACUUGACCACAGCAUCCUACCGCAGCCCAAUCGCUUCUUCGACGACCUCGAAGGUCAAAAUGACACGCACAUGGACACUCUACAUGUCAAAUUGAGACAGCUGAAGGAUCUUACCGUUGGCAUCCGGAAUGAGGUACGCUCUUCCACGGCGCAAUUCGGACAGAUGAACGAUGCCUUCUCGGAAACAUCAGGAAUUUUAGCUGGUUCUUUCCGACGAAUGAACAACAUGAGUCAACGGCAGGGUUGUCAUUGGGUGGGGUACAUUAUAUUCAUGACGAUUGUUUUCUGGUUCUUUGUUCUCGUGUGGUGGUUGCGCUCAUAGCACUCAGAGUCUUUUUUUCAUCUUCUCAUUUGGCAGCGCACUUGCAGUACUGUUUCCUGGCAUUGUGGUGGUGUUCUUAGGUUAGCAUAGGGCAGUCAGGUCCUUAUAUAUGUUGCUAUAAUCGUGUUUUACAUUCCUUGCACAACGCUGUAUCCUUGCAGCUCACUCACAGCCCAUUUCACUCGUGGCAAAAUAUAGACCGCUUAGGUACAUUAUAUUCGAAUUGUUUUGUAUUUUUA
Molecule: messenger RNA, 846 nt
Organism: Serpula lacrymans var. lacrymans S7.9
Lineage: Eukaryota; Fungi; Basidiomycota; Agaricomycetes; Boletales; Serpulaceae
Exons: 4
Coding region: 200-607 (135 amino acids)
Biological process (GO): endoplasmic reticulum to Golgi vesicle-mediated transport
Source: RefSeq, a predicted model, not a curated record